UUUUGCGGUAUCAUGACUGCGGCGGUGUCGUGUGCUGUGGAUGUUAUGUCGUGGGUGUUGGUGUCGAGGUGUCCAUCAUGGUGGAUGAUGCAGACGCGACGCGGCAGGCCCAACCGACCAGCCUCGGCUUCAGCGCAUCUCCAUCCCAUCUCUCCAGCACGACGACGCCAAUGCCCCGGCGCCCGACACGCCCACCACGCCGACCAUGGAGUUCCUGCCCACGCUGCAGAACGGCAUCGACGAGCUGAAGCCGUCCCUCUUCGAGCUGCUGUCGGAGCAGCAGCUGGCCUCGCUCCUCCCGCCCUCGCUGCGCUACCUGCUCGCCAUCUCGACCCACCGCUACCCGCGCUACCUGCUGCCCGUCCUCAACUCGUUCGAUGAGGUCUACGCCGUCCUCACCCUGCUGGUCGAGCGCCACUUCCUGCGCACCUACGGCGGCUCCUUCACCGAGAACUUCUACAGCCUGAAGCGCGCCCGCGUGCUGCGCGUGAAAGGGGGCGAGGUCCCGCGCGCCCAGCUCGGCGCGGGAGACAGCGUGCGCGAGGCGGUGCGGCUGGGCAGCGGUGACGUGUGGAAGAACCUCGCCGUGCUGGUCGGCCUGCCGUGGCUGAAGCGCAAGUUCGACGAGGGCUACGACGUGCACGCCGCACACGCGAACCUGCUCGGCCCGGGCUACAACCGCCAGCGCGACGGCCUGCGCGCGGGCGCCGGCCUGAAGGAGCGCCUGAUGUUCUACUACAAGUGGUUCCUGCGCAACGUCUACCCGAGCGUCAACGCCGCCUACUACUUUUCGCUGCUGCUGUUCAACAUGGCCUACCUGUUCGACGGCACAAAGUACCACUCGCCCUUUCUGUGGAUGAUCGGGACGCGGAUACGCAGGCUGGGCGAGGCAGACCACCGCGCCAUUGCCCUGGCCAAUGCGCCGCGGCCAGUCGGGCCUGCGCGUCCAGGCGAAGGCGGCUCCCUCUUCUCGCCCCGCAACCUCGCGAGGAGCGUGCAGCCACGACUGCUGAGCUCGCUGCGCAUCCUCCUCCCGACCAGCAUCUUCGCCCUCAAGUUCCUCGAGUGGUGGCACGCCUCAGACUUCGCCCGCCAGCUGUCACGAAAGGCUGCCGAGAACAUCGAGCUGCCACCCCCGAUCCUGCCGUCUCUCCCGCCUUCUUCUACAAAGCAGGCCGGCGCGAAACAGCAGACCAACGCCUCUGGCAAGCCCCACUCUACCAAACCAAAGCGCAUCGACCCGCCCAUAUCCGCCUCGACCCUCCUCCCUAUCCUCACCGUCUCGACACCACCAUCCUCAGGCCUCUGCCCAAUCUGUGUCACGACCAUCACAAACCCCACAGCCUCGCCAACAGGCUUUGUAUACUGCUACACGUGCAUACAUCGCUGGGUCGAGGGCACACACGACCACCAAGUCUCCUUCAUGGAAGGUGCGCCAGACUUCAGGAAAGCAGACGACGACGAUCAAGUAGAAGACGAGGGCUGGAACACAGAAGACGGGAGCCGAGAAGGGCGGUGGGAGAGUGGAAAGGGGAGAGAUGCCGUGACGGGGAGGAAAGUGCUUGGUGGGACCGAAGGAUUGAGGAGGGUUAUGGCUCCGCCUUCAUCAACACACCCUAUCAGCGACUUCGCAAACGACGUCACAGCGCAGAUGGAGGGCUUUGCCCAAUCAACAGACAUUGCAGAAGAGUCAAUUGCACGGGAUCUGGAAGGCGACAACUCAGAAUCAGAAGCAGAGGACGACGAAGACGACGAUGGCGAUUCCUCCGGAUCCUCGACUGUGCGCCAGUUUUCCAUGAUCGACUCGUAUCGCCGGCCCUCGUACGUCAAUCCUGGCGCCCGUUCGACAGCAAUUGGCCCUUCAAGCGUGCCAGAACGCAGCUACAUGUCCACGUCGGCAAAAAAACACAGCUAUCUCUCCAAGCGAGAAAGGGAAGCUGUGCGGGAUGACCAGCGCAGUCUGCUCCGUGAUAACAAUCUCCUCCCGCCCAAACACCCGCGAUCUGGGAGUGCGUCUUUUCCCCGCCCCAGGAUGUCUUUCCCCGCGCUGCAGAAGUCUCGCAGCACCCCGGAUGUGGAGGCUGCUGUUGAUUCGGAAAUAUCGGAGCAUUCGGCGCUGCUGGGAGAGCGUGAUAGACCGUAUGGAGGCCUGGAUACGCCUAAGAAUAUUAAUCGCAAGUGGAGUGAAGCGGUUGCGGCUGGCAAGAUCAACACCAGCUGGCAGAGAGAGGCCAAGGUCUUGACAAAAAGCUCUGCGCCCAUGAUUUUGACGUUUUUGUUGCAGUACAGUUUGCCCGUUGCAAGCAUCUUCACGGUCGGGCACAUUGGGAAGAUGGAGCUGGGGGCUGUGAGUUUGGCUGGUAUGACGGCUUCAGUCACGGGCUACGCAGUCUACCAGGGACUAGCAACAUCCCUCGACACACUCUGCGCACAAGCCUAUGGCUCCGGACGACCCCAUCUCGUCGGCCUCCAAUUCCAACGCAUGCUCUACUUCCUCCUCGUAGUCACCAUACCCAUAUCCGUCAUCUGGGCAUUUGGCACAGAGAUCAUCUCCCUCAUCGUCCCCGAAGCAGAGACCGCCCGCCUCGCAGGUCUAUACCUACGAAUUCUAAUCUUCGGCGCCCCCGGAUACGCCGCCUUUGAGAGCGGCAAGCACUACGUGCAAGCCCAGGGCAUCUUCAGCGCGACAAUGUACAUCCUGCUCAUCGGCGCGCCGUUAAACGCGUUCCUAAACUGGCUGCUAGUGUGGCAUCUAGGCUGGGGCUUCAUCGGCGCGCCCAUCGCCGUCGCCGUGACAGAAAACGUCCUCCCGCUCCUCCUCUUCCUCUACGUGCGCUACAUCGACGGCUACCAGUGCUGGGGCGGCUUCGACCGCCGCGCCCUGAAGAACUGGACCCCCAUGAUCAAGCUCGCCCUCCCAGGCCUGAUCAUGGUCUUGGCCGAAUUCCUCGCCUUCGAAAUCCUAACCCUAAGCUCCAGCUGGCUGGGCCCGACAGAACUCGCCGCCCAAUCAGUCCUCGGCAGCAUAAAUGGUCUAACCUUCCAAAUCCCCUUCCCCAUCAGCGUCGCAGCCUCCACGCGAAUCGCCAACCUGAUCGGCGCCACGCUCGCCGUGCCCGCCAAAACCGCCGCGAAAGUCGCCAUCGUCGCCUCCGUCGCGGUCGGCAUCUUCAACCUCCUGCUCCUGUCUCUGCUGCGCGAGUACAUCCCGCGCCUGUUCACGCCGGAUCCGGAUGUGAAUCGUAUGGUCGCGUCGCUGCUGCCGCUUUGCGCUACGUUUCAGGUUUUCGAUGCGGUGGCUGCGGCUUGUAAUGGCAUUUUGAGGGGGUUGGGACGCCAGGAGAUUGGUGGGUAUGUGGGGCUUUUUGCGUAUUAUGUGGUGGGGAUUCCGAUUAGUUUUGGGACUGGAUUUGGGGCUAAGUGGGGGCUUUAUGGGCUUUGGAGUGGUCCCGCGAUUGCGCUCGGUAUUGUGGCUGUUAUCGAGGGUGUGUUUAUCUAUAGGACGAGUUGGGAUAGGGCGGUUGAGGCGGCUAAGGUGCGGAAUGCGGCAAACUAGACGCAGUGUAUGUGUUUGUCGGAUUAAAACGGUCGGGUGUGUAGAGGUAUGUGGGCUUGGAUAUAGAUCAGUCGGUGAUGUGUAUGAUAUACGCCAUUCAUAUGCCAUGUACUUCGGCCUGACCUUUUCUUUUCUUUCCUCCAACCAAUCACCUGACAAAGCAUAUAUAAACCCGUCUCC
Messenger RNA from Dothidotthia symphoricarpi CBS 119687, 3736 nucleotides. Its product is annotated as MATE efflux family protein. The record is from RefSeq and is a predicted model, not a curated record. Gene Ontology annotation, cellular component: peroxisomal importomer complex; peroxisomal membrane. Gene Ontology annotation, molecular function: antiporter activity; zinc ion binding; protein binding. Gene Ontology annotation, biological process: protein import into peroxisome matrix; xenobiotic detoxification by transmembrane export across the plasma membrane; protein monoubiquitination. Lineage: Eukaryota; Fungi; Ascomycota; Dothideomycetes; Pleosporales; Dothidotthiaceae. The coding region runs from base 206 to 3556 and encodes 1116 amino acids. The transcript has 5 exons.